AAGUUUUGUCAAUUCAAUAGUUUACACUCAAAACGUCGCGUGCCUGAAUCUCUGGCAAUCACCUUAUUUCGCUCUGUAUUAACUUAAUUCUUCCUUUUUAUUACAAAAUUCAAUUGCCACUUAAAACUUGGCAAAUUUUAGUUUAAUUCGUUAUGUCUGUGGUAACUUAUGAAAAACCAUUGCCCCAUAUCGGGCUUUCGGAUUGGUUUGCAAAACAGUGGGAAAUCCAGCAAACCAAUAAUGCUCGCCAGACGGACGCGUUCAACUUAAGACACGAAUCAAGACAAUUGAGAAAUGAAACCAACAUCAAAACAGAAUGGGAUACUUACCACAACAAUGUCAGAUUAGCUGACCGGGUUACGGAAUUGGAUAGAUGGAAGGAAGUUUUAGAAUCUUGUCUUCAAAGAAUCGACAAGGAGGUUGGGCUUUUGAAGGACGAGAAGUAUGAAACUGAAAAGGAAAUUGACUCUUUAGGAAUACCUCUUGGGGUCAUUUCCGAAUGUAUAUCCAUGAGGGACAAUAGGCUGGGAUCUGAGUUGACCUACGAUGAAGGAGAUACUGAACUGAAAAAGGAAUUAUGUGUAGUCGAGGGAGUAAAGAAAAUGCUGAUUGAGCGCUGCCAAGCCGCCUGGGAAAAAGUUAAUAAGCUGAACGAAGUUCGGUUCAAACUUAAUCUAGAUAUUAACGACAAACACGAGGCGAUCGAAAUUGAUAAAGACCAACUGACUCUGGAUAAAAAUUGUGCGAACAUUAGCUUUAAAACUGACCCGCUGCGUAUUGUAAAAAAUUCCCUGCCAUAUGAAUCCUGGCUGGAGCACAGUCGAUACGUGAAACUUCUAGCGGAUGAUGAACUGGCCGACACUCUUCGCCUGCGCGAAGCACUGUUUGUCGUCAGAGAACGAUCUAAAAACGACAUGCUAGCGCAGCGAGAUCGCGUGGAUUUUAUUCUGCGCAAAAGGAUUUACCAGACGCAGAAAGCUCGAAACGAAAUUGAAUGGCAACAGCUAAAAAUGCGAGAGGAAAUGCAAAAGGUUGCGAAAGAAAUUACAACAUUAGAAAACGCACUACAGGCGAAAACCGAUGCCCUCAAAUUAGCGGAAACUCGACUGGAAAAUCGAUCGUAUCGACCGGGAUUCGAAUUAGCCAGAGACGAGGCGGAACAGGGCUUAAAAGACGAAGUCCUGCAAUUGAGGCAAACUAGACAAGAUCUGCUGGAUAAAAUCAAUUGCGCGAAAACUACAUAUAAUGCACUGGAAGACCAACAAGUGCUCAUUGAUAGGGAGCUUGAUAACAAAAAUCAGUCUCUUAUGACCGACAUCCGGUGCUUAGAUUUGAGAGCCAGACUUAAGCAGGGCAAGUUUGCGGAUCCGGAGAGUCAGACAGAUCGAAACAUCCAAUUAACCCGAAUGGAAAAUGAAAUUCCCCCUACAUAAAUAAUGGACAUUAAAUCAAAGAAAAAAUUAUCAAGUUAUUCUUUGGAAAUGUAUCGUAUCGGUAAUGGUAAAAUAAAAGUAAAUUUAA
Messenger RNA from Dendroctonus ponderosae (mountain pine beetle), 1521 nucleotides. Its product is annotated as tektin-2. Bases 153 to 1433 code for a protein of 426 amino acids. The transcript has 6 exons. The record is from RefSeq and is a predicted model, not a curated record. NCBI's taxonomy places the organism in Eukaryota, Metazoa, Arthropoda, Insecta, Coleoptera, Curculionidae. Gene Ontology annotation, biological process: cilium assembly; cilium movement involved in cell motility. Gene Ontology annotation, cellular component: nucleus; microtubule cytoskeleton.